GUCAUGUUUUGUCGCAAAUGUUUUCUGUUGUGGAGUGCGACACAUAUGUCAGCAUCAUUUAUUAGGUUAAACAAACCUGCCCGCAGGAACGUGUUUCUAAAUUCAACAAUUAUCAGAUUUGAUUUACGUCUUCAAGAUGAAACAUACCCGAUAAAAAUGCUCUUGAAAUUGAAAUGUGCUUGAAUCCCCCAUAAGCUCAGUGGAAGUUGAGUCUUACAGACAUCUUGACUCAAAUUAGAUUGAGCUGAGGAGCUCCAGGCAAGCAGCAACAGCAGCAACCAUGAAUGCCUCCCUGAUAGCCUCCCUGAGUGUGCUGCUCACUGCAGCUGUGGUUGGCAAUGCCUUCUACCAGAAGAAACAGUUCUACCCAUCAGUGGUGUACCUCACCAAGUCCAAUGCCAGCCUGGCAGUUAUAUAUGUUCAGGCAUUUGUGCUUGUCAUUUUAUUUGGAAAGCUGGUGAGGAAGAUAUUCUUUGGUCAGCUACGAGCAGCAGAAUUUGAGCACCUGAUGGAGCGCUCGUGGUACGCGGUGACGGAGACGUGUCUGGCGUUCACCAUGUUCAGAGACGACCUCAGUCCCAAGUUUGUGGCGCUCUUCACGCUGCUGCUGUUCCUCAAGUCGUUCCACUGGCUGGCAGAGGACCGCGUCGAUUAUAUGGAGCGGAGUCCAGUUAUCACCUGGGUCUUCCACAUACGAAUCAUCUCGCUGCUGGUGCUCCUCUCUCUGCUGGACGUGGCGUUCAUCGCGUACGCGUACCACUCGACGGUGACGCGCGGUGCGUCCGUUCAGCUGGUGUUUGGGUUCGAGUACGCCAUCCUUCUGACAGCAGUGGCGUACGUGCUGGUGAAGUACGUGCUGCAUACGGUGGACCUGCAGCGGGAGGCGCCCUGGGAGAACAAGGCCGUCCACCUGCUGCACACAGAGCUGCUCAUAGGCUUUGUGAAGGUGAUCCUGUACAUGGUGUUCACGCUCAUCAUGGUCAAGAUCCACACACUGCCGCUGUUCGCCAUCCGACCCAUGUAUCUGGCUCUCAGGUCGUUUAAGAAGGCGUUAAGUGACGUCAUUUUGUCCCGGCGGGCCAUCCACAAUAUGAACACGCUGUACCCGAACGUGACGGAGGAGGAGUUGCAGAACACCGACAGCGUCUGUAUCAUCUGCCGAGAGGAGAUGACCGCAGCCGCCGGCGCCAAGAAGCUACCCUGUAACCACGUGUUCCACGCGCUGUGUCUACGCUCGUGGUUCCAGCGCCAGCAGACGUGCCCCACGUGUCGUAUGGACAUACUGCGCGCUCCGGCGCCGGCCGCCCCGCCGCCCCCACCCCCGCAGCCGCAGCCCCAGCCGCCGCCCGCGCCAGGACAGCCGCCACAGAACGCCGGCGCUCCGCCGUUCCUCUGGCCGUUCCCGCCGCCCGGCGUGGUGCCGCCCGCUGGAGCGGGCAUGCCGCCCCCGCCCCCGCCCGCCGCCGCCGCCGCCGGUCAGCCGGCAGCCGGAGGCGCCGCCGCUGCCGGGUCACCACAGCCGCCACCGCCGCCACCGUUCGGACAUCUACCGGCAUUCCCCUUCGCCCAGUUCAUGAUGAUGCCGCCGAUGCCGCCUCCGCCGGCCGACCUGUCCGGUCUCUCGGAGCAAGAACUGCGUCUGCUGGAGAGCCAGGAGCGGGCCGGUCUGGAGGCCCGCGUGCGUGCUCUGAGGGACAUUCGCACUCUUCUGGACGCCGCUGUGGUCAUGAUGGAGCAGUACAGCCGCGCCGCCGCCGUCGCAGGAGUGGCGCCUACCGCAGCACCUCCAGCAGCCGCUGCUGCAGCUCCCGCGGCUUCUGCCUCGACUGGAGCGCCCUCUGCCAGUACCGCCACCGAGGGAGCCGCCACCGCCGCCGCCGCCGCCUCCCCAGCAGCAGAAGGCGGCGCGGCGGCGGCUGCCCCGCCGAGCCCGACACCCGCCUCCGCCGCCCCUGCCGCCGAAAAGACACCGACCGCUGCUGCCGCCAGUCCGGCCGCACCGAAACCGGCCCCAGCCGCCGCCGCCGUCGCUGCGGAGCCAGUCUCGGAACAGGAGGAGCUGCGCAGGAGACGCGUGCAGCACUUUGAGCAGCGCGGCGAAUAGUGAGUGAGCUGUUUAUGAACACCAACUGUCGAUAUUGUGUGAAUAUCGACGUGUCACCCUGCAAUGGAACAUACGGGCGGGUAUGAUACGAAAUGCUGAUAAACCCAUGCUACGAGGAUAAAGAAGAUCGCACGUUUGUGACAAGACAUACCUGAUAUGUAAUGCUGCCCUUGGUGCAAGUUAUGUGGUGGCAAUAUUCACUAUACAGUCAAUGGUUCAUGUGAACCCUGUCAGUUCACGGAGUCAAACCCUCGGUUUAUGCGCUGUCCGAGAAAGAAGACCGCACAUUUGUGACAACAUACCUGAUGUGUAACACUAACGCUGCCCUCGAUGGGAUUAUGUGGCGGCGACAUUCAGUCACUGGUUACGGUAAACCCUGGCCCGGUUCGGGAGUCGCACCCUCGGCUGGUGGGCUCCCGGACGGGCCAGUCCGGGUGUGAUAUGAUAUCCGAUAUCUGACGCGGCCGGGGCGGGACAGGCGCCGCCGUGGUGGCGUCUGUGACAGACGUUACUGGGACGGUCCUUCAGUUUGUGUGUGCGUGUGCCGAGUUUAUUUAUUAUAUCGGCCGGCCGUGGUGGGACCGGAUAGUUCGGACCAAUACACGGGCGAAUUCA
Molecule: messenger RNA, 2719 nt
Organism: Amphibalanus amphitrite
Lineage: Eukaryota; Metazoa; Arthropoda; Thecostraca; Balanomorpha; Balanidae
Product: E3 ubiquitin-protein ligase synoviolin-like
Exons: 14
Coding region: 281-2104 (607 amino acids)
Cellular component (GO): cytoplasm
Source: RefSeq, a predicted model, not a curated record